This is a messenger RNA of Branchiostoma floridae (Florida lancelet), 1894 nucleotides long. RefSeq names its product transcription factor 19-like. Gene Ontology annotation, biological process: regulation of gene expression. The transcript has 7 exons. Bases 1 to 1149 code for a protein of 382 amino acids. Gene Ontology annotation, cellular component: nucleus. Gene Ontology annotation, molecular function: protein binding. NCBI's taxonomy places the organism in Eukaryota, Metazoa, Chordata, Leptocardii, Amphioxiformes, Branchiostomatidae. The record is from RefSeq and is a predicted model, not a curated record.
AUGCUUUCCCUCCUCAGUCUUCCGUCCACCCCCAGUACCCCCACAUAUCUCCAGAUCGGGAGGAACCCAGCGGAGGCUGACGUGUUCAUCGACUCUAAGGUCCACCCUGCGCUCAUCUCACGCAGACACGCAGAGAUCCGCGUGUCGCCUGACGGGCGCGGGAACGUGACGUAUGAUAUAACAGACAGGAGCGUCAAUGGGACUUACAUUAAUGAUAUCAGGCUGCAGCCGAGGACCCCCCACAGACUGCAGGAAGGCGACACCAUCACGUUUGGUCACCUGAAGGCCGGAACUGUCCAACCUGGGCAGCGGUCAGUACAGGCAGGGUCAGAGUUCAAGUUCAAGUUUGAGCAGUGUCCGAGACCAGCAGGUGAUGUGGACACCAGAACUGACUCCGAGACGCCCACGACGUUGUCUCUCCCGGAGAAGUCGACAGAGCCAGGAGACGUUGGGAGGGGCAGACAACUCUUCCCCUCCGUACCAAGUCCUGAUGUUCUACAUGAUAUAUCCAACUGGGUCCAGAAGUCCAAACUUGUCCACACAGGCCCAGCAGAGAAGGGAGGGCAGAAGGAGACUGGAACAGCGGCUAGCAGUUCUACUGGGCUGAGUCAGUUCAGUGAUGAAGACAACGACAGUGACUCUGAGAUCUUCAGCAUCGCCGCGACAUUACAGAUUCCCUCUGACAGUGACUCCGACUCUGACAUUUUCUGCCCAACGGAAAAGCCCCCCACGUCAGGAGACAAGAGUUUGCCUAAAGUCAGAAGUGAUUUCGAGUCUCCAAGAGCUGUUCCCAUGGCAACAGUUGUUCCCAUGGCAACAAAUGUGGCUCGGUUGUCCCAAAGUCCUAUUGUUAACAUAUCUGAUAGCAAAGACUCAUCAACUGUUGUUAACACCAAAAGAAAAAGAAGACCCCCUGCAGGUAAAACUGUUGCAGCAGUGAAGAGAAGGAAACCUGUGAAGCGUAAGAGGUCAGGUGAUCGUGAGGACUGGGGACCGUGUGACUCGUUCGACUGUAGCAGGCCGGAGGGCGACAUGCUCAGCUGGGUGCAGUGUGACCAGUGUGAGGCUUGGUACCAUGUGGCGUGUGCUGGAUGUGACUACGACACUGUCAGACAGGAAACUGCCGCCUUCAACUGUGGAUGUUUGUGAAUACGGAACAGAUGUCUCAUUGAUUGGCUAGGAUAGAGUUGAAACAUGAUUUUGUUAAUGUAAAUUGUACAUAACUCAUGCGUCUCACUGUACUAUCAAUAACACAAUAAUAUCAAGUGGUAUUGUCCUGAAUGUAGUAACUUAAAGGGAUACAUUCCAUCCACAUCCAUCCAUUACAUGUUUGAAUGUAUGUAUAUAGCAAAGUGGAGUAAGAGUACACACAUAAUGGCAGUGCAUUUCAACAUCUUUGAAAUUAUUUUCAGGGCUAAUCAUUUUUUUUUUGCCCAAAGAUAGUACACGGAGUCAGUGUCUAGAAAAGUUGUAGAGACUGUAAAGAAAGCCAUUUAAGAUUUAGUGGAUAUGUUGUAAAUAAGAAAAGCAUGAAGGGACGUGAACACUCAGGCAAACAUUCAGUUAGCCCAUUACUGUAUUCUAAGAAUUGCUUCCUGUUUAAGUCCUGCCCAGAUGCUCAAGGUCAUGAUGACCUUGGGUCUUACAUCACAGUUAGGCCAUGGCAGCUCUGCCCUUUGACCUGACGGUAUUUUGUUGUGGAGUUAUUUUCCUUCCGGAAACAGCCAUGGUUGUUAUGUUUUGCUGAUGAAUUGGUUACCUUUGGUACAGUAACCUUUAUCUAUUGAAGUUCGUAUGUAAUAGCAAACCACUCUACAUGGGAAAGUACAACUUGUUUUGGCCAUUUUUUGUCUUAAGUCUUGUUUUUUUUUACUUAAGGUGUAUCAAAAAAAUA